GACGGACCAAUGGGAAGGAUGUUUACAGUGCGUCUCAAAAAUGUGUCGUUCCGAUUCAGAUUUUGGCGUUGAUGAGCAUCGAAUGUAUUCUCUACGAUUGAUAAGGAGGAAGCUGAGCUCUGUUCUGGUUGCCUGAGGACACCUGCUGCACCUGUGCUGUGUGAACCUUGGCCUUUGCGUGAACUAAGGGAGUGUGUCACCUGAGGCAGGACAGCGGGAUUCUUCUUAACCUUCAUCCAUCAAUCUAUAACUCUCACUUCUUGAAGUCCAAGCUAGCCUGACUGCUCUCUCCCUUUCUCUGUAUCUAUUCAUCCAUCCAUCCCUCUUUCACACUUCUCCAUGCCUUUGCCCAAUUAUGUCCCUGUCACUUCCAGAGUCCCUCUGUAAGACUUCUGUCUCGCCAUCCCUCCGUGAUCUAUCUCUCUGUCCACCUGUGUGUGCGCCCCUCCUGACCGCCAGGCUGGAUUUCCUGCAGAUGAAACACUUGAAGAGGAAGAGGAAGAGUAACUACAGCGUUCGUGAAACGCAGGCGCUGAUCCGGGAGAUCCACAAAAGACGAGACGUGCUGUUCUCCCGCCAGCAGAACACCGCCAUCAACGAGCUGAAGAGACGAGCCUGGGAGGAGGUAGCAGGAGGCGUCAACGCACUGGGAGAGGGCGAGCUACGCACAUCUUCAGAGGUGAAGCGGCGUUACCUGGACUGGCGGUCGCUAAUGAAGAGGAAGCAGCUCCGUGCUGAGCUGUCUCUCUCCACAGGGCUGAAGGCAGAGUAUGAUCCGUCCUCCCCUGAACACAACGCCUCACUGGGCUCAAGGGACCAGUCGCUCGACCUCUCUAGCUUUCCCAAGGAGUCCCAGUGCGACUGGCAGGACCUGGCGGAUCUUGGAGAGCCCAGCGGACACGCAAUGUCUACAGGGAUUAAGAUGGAGGAGGAGGCCAAUGGAUACAGGCUGGAGGGUGAUAGCGGAGAGGGAGAUGGUGAGGAGGAGGAGGAGGAUGAUGAUGAAGAAGAUUGUUUCCCCUCUCUCCUACCCGACAUGGGAGAGCGCGAUGUACUUAUCCCGGAAGUCUUCUCACACAUUGAGUUUGGAAUGCUCAGUGCCUCAAAGGGGACGGCGACCUCGAUAAAUCGGGACCUCUCAUUGGGCGGAAUGGGCUUUGCUGGGUUAGGACUGGCCAAUCACGAGAGUACGGGAUUUCUGGUUGGUUUGGAGAAGCAGCGUGUGGAAUUGGAGAAGCAGCGUCUGGCUGUGGAAACGGAGCGGCUUGCGGUGGAGAGAGAGAGACUCCUACUGGAUAAGGAGAGACUGAGUCAGUCGGAGGUGGAGAGGGAGAGAUUGCAGCUGGAGAAAGAGAGAUUGCAGCUGGAGAAAGAGAGACUUAGGCUGUUGCUCAUGAACCAAUCAGAACGGGCUGCUGCUCCCCCCCAGCAAGGCCCUCCCUCCUCCUCCACCCCUACCACCUCAUCUUCCUCUGCUGUGGAUGGACAGAAUGAGAGAAAGGAGAAUAAACCCUUGCUUUCUAUGAUAGAUCUGGAGGGCGAGAGACGGAGCCUGGAGAAGGACAGAUUGCAGUUAGAGAAAGAGAGGCUGCAGUUCUUUAAGUUUGAGUCUGGACGACUGCAGAUAGAGAGGGAGAGACUAGAGGUGGAGAGAAUGCAGCUUUACAAGGACCAGGGUCAUUGAGAGAGGGAGGAUAGGAUUUCAUCAAAUAACAUUUUGUCACAUGCUUCGUAAACAACAGGCGUGGACUAACAGUGAAAUGCUUACGGGCCGUUCCCAAUAAUGUAGAGAGAAAAUAGAGAAAUAAUUGAAAAAUGAUGAUGAUACAUAAUUAGAAAUGAAAAGCUUUGUUAUAUACAUGGGGUACCAGUACCAAUUUGAUGUGCAGGGGUACAAGGUAAUUGAGGUACAUACAGUGGCAAGAAAAAGU
This is a messenger RNA of Salvelinus namaycush (lake trout), 1931 nucleotides long. Its product is annotated as myb/SANT-like DNA-binding domain-containing protein 4. NCBI's taxonomy places the organism in Eukaryota, Metazoa, Chordata, Actinopteri, Salmoniformes, Salmonidae. Bases 356 to 1684 code for a protein of 442 amino acids. The record is from RefSeq and is a predicted model, not a curated record. The transcript has 4 exons.